AUGGCCAAUUUUAGUUUGGUCACUGAGUUCAUUCUUCUGGGAUUUCCAGAACUUCAAAGGCAGAAGACAGCAUUCUUUACCAUACUUCUGCUGAUGUAUCUCAUAUCAGUUACUGGACACUGCUUAAUAAUUGUAGUUGUUUUCAUGGAAACCAAGCUCCAUACUCCCAUGUAUUUCUUCCUCAUCAACUUCUCCAUGGCUGAGAUCUGCUCCACAACGACCGAGGUACCAAAGCUCCUGGCUAAUAUCCUCUCAGAGAAAUCCACAAUCUGUUUUGCAUGUUGCAUGGCCCAAGGUCUCAUGGUCUUUGCAAUGGGAGCUGUUGUAUUCAUCAUUCUCACAGUCAUGUCUUUUGACCGCUAUGUGGCCAUUUGCAAACCUUUGCAAUAUAAAACCAUCAUGACGAAUGAACUUUGCCUCUGCCUGAUGUUGCUGGCUUGGGUUGGAGGGUUUGUGAUCAUCUUUUCUCAGUCCUCAGUAGUGUGGACUUACCCAUACUGUGGAGACAAUAUCAUCGACCACUUUUUCUGUGAUGUUGGGCCCGUUUUGAAAUUGGCUUGUGCUGACACAACUUUGAUAGAGCUGAUAGGCCUCAUAUAUGGUGCAACUAUAAUGUGGGGUUCAUUUGGUCUUUCAUUGAUUUCAUAUACAUUUAUUAUAGCCACCAUAAUUCGGAUCCCUUCUGCCACAGGGCGAUCCAAAGCAUUUUUCACCUGUGCCUCUCACCUGACCAUAGUUACCAUGUUCUACCUGGGACUAAUGUUCAUGUACCUGAGGCCUGCAACCCAUGGUGACCCCCAUGUCAACAAAGUGGUAUCUCUAGUACGCACCAGUUUCAUUCCCAUGUUAAACCCUUUCAUCUACACCAUCCGAAACAAAGACUUCAAAAUAGCAGCAUGGAAAGCAGUGAGAAGAAAGGUGUUUUUGUAG
Hemicordylus capensis (graceful crag lizard) is the source of this 930-nucleotide messenger RNA. RefSeq names its product olfactory receptor 6X1-like. Bases 1 to 930 code for a protein of 309 amino acids. The record is from RefSeq and is a predicted model, not a curated record. The transcript has a single exon. Gene Ontology annotation, molecular function: G protein-coupled receptor activity; olfactory receptor activity. Gene Ontology annotation, cellular component: membrane. Lineage: Eukaryota; Metazoa; Chordata; Lepidosauria; Squamata; Cordylidae. Gene Ontology annotation, biological process: G protein-coupled receptor signaling pathway.